UUCCUACUUCUUUAAGGUUGAUUUGUUUUUGAGGUUUGGUAUAAUCUCUGCUUCGAAUUCAUCUCCACCUCCUUUUUGUGGUAAAAGGUUUUAAAUUUCCCGUGACACUGGUCAAAAACUGAAAGCUACUUGCUUUUGCUUCUCUCUGCUUUUGAAAUCUGGUUUGGGUUUUAACUCAAAGGUCGCAUUUUUAUUGUUCAAUGUUAAGCUCAAUGAAUUGGGUUUUGUUGAGCUUCAUCAUUUUUCUUGGUGAUGGGUUGUUACUUUCUGAAGGAGCUUCUAGUUCUAGGCCCCCUGUUAUUAAAGUUGGUGCUAUAUUUGGUAUAAACACCAUGUACGGUGAAACUGCGAGUAUCGCUUUCAAAGCUGCUGAGGAAGAUGUAAAUUCUGAUCCUAGCUUCCUAGGUGGAUCGAAAUUGCGGAUUAUGAUCAAUGAUGCUAAACGUAGUGGAUUCCUCAGCAUCAUGGGAGCAUUGCAAUUCAUGGAGACUGAUGCAGUGGCUAUAAUUGGUCCGCAGACAUCAAUAAUGGCUCAUGUGUUGUCUCAUCUUGCCAAUGAGCUUACUGUUCCAAUGUUGUCAUUUACGGCGCUUGACCCUACACUUUCUCCACUCCAAUUUCCAUACUUUGUCCAAACAGCACCUAGUGAUCUGUUUCUGAUGCGCGCCGUUGCAGAGAUGAUCACAUACUAUGGCUGGUCGGAUGUGGUGGCGUUAUAUAAUGAUGAUGAUAACAGCAGAAAUGGCGUUACAGCUUUAGGCGAUGAGCUUGAAGAGAGGCGUUGCAGGAUUUCUUACAAGGCAAUACUUCCCCUGGAUGUUGUGAUUUCUAGUCCAGUUGAGAUUAUAGAGGAGUUGAUUAAGAUCCGGGGAAUGGAAUCUCGAGUAAUUGUUGUGAACACUUUCCCAAAUACAGGCACGAUGAUCUUUAAGGAAGCACAGAGAUUAGGGAUGAUGGAGAAAGGCUAUGUUUGGAUAGCUACAACUUGGUUGUCUUCUCUGCUAGAUUCAAAUUUUCCUUUGGAUAAGAAAUUGUUCAAUGGAGUUCUAACACUGCGUCUUCACACGCCAGAUUCGAGAAAGAAAAGGGACUUUGCAGCACGGUGGAAGAACAAGUUGAGUAAUAACAAGACUAUUGGGUUGAAUGUCUAUGGUCUGUAUGCUUAUGAUACUGUCUGGAUCAUUGCUCGAGCCGUUAAGGCACUUCUGGAAGCUGGAGGUAAUCUUUCCUUCUCCAAUCAUGCACAGUUAGGCAGCUUGAAAGGUGAGGCCUUGAAUCUAAGUGCAUUAAGCAGAUUUGAUCAAGGAUCACAACUUCUUGAUUAUAUUGUGCAUACAAAGAUGUCUGGUCUAACUGGUCCGGUUCAAUUUCAUCUAGACAGAUCAAUGUUGCACCCUUCAUAUGAUAUUAUCAAUUUGGUUGAUGACAGGGUUCAUCAAAUAGGUUACUGGUCUAACUAUUCUGGUCUUUCUAUUGUACCGCCUGAAUCAUUUUACACCAAACCUCCUAACCGUUCUAGCUCAAACCAACAUCUGAACUCUGUAACUUGGCCUGGUGGGACUUCAAUUACACCUCGUGGAUGGGUUUUUCGUAACAAUGGAAGGCGGUUGAGAAUCGGUGUUCCUGAUAGAGGAAGCUUCAAGGACUUUGUCUCAAGGGUCAAUGGAAGUAGCAACGAAGUACAAGGAUAUUGCAUUGAUGUAUUUGAAGCUGCGGUGAAACUGCUUUCUUAUCCGGUUCCUCAUGAGUUUAUCUUUUUCGGAGAUGGUCUAACGAGUCCAAACUACAAUGAGCUAGUUAAUAAGGUCACCACUGGGGUUGACUUCGAUGCUGUUGUAGGUGACAUAGCUAUUGUCACCAAACGAACCAAGAUUGUGGAUUUCACCCAGCCAUACAUUGAGUCAGGCCUUGUUGUUGUUGCUCCUGUCACAAGACUUAACGAAAAUCCUUGGGCCUUCUUACGCCCGUUUACUCUUCCUAUGUGGGCAGUAACAGCAUCUUUUUUCGUUAUUGUGGGAGCUGCAAUUUGGAUUCUUGAACAUCGUAUUAAUGAUGAGUUUCGUGGUACGCCGAGGAGACAGAUUAUUACCAUUCUCUGGUUCACCUUUUCGACAAUGUUUUUCUCCCACAGAGAGACUACUGUGAGCACGCUUGGUCGUAUGGUGCUUCUGAUAUGGCUUUUUGUGGUUCUGAUCAUUACAUCUAGCUACACAGCGAGUCUCACAUCAAUACUUACAGUUCAACAGCUUAAUUCACCUAUAAAAGGAGUAGAUACACUCAUCAGUAGCACUGGUCGUAUUGGCUUCCAGGUUGGUUCUUUUGCUGAGAACUACAUGACCGAGGAGCUUAACAUUGCAAGAUCCAGGCUUGUGGCUCUUACCUCUCCUGAAGAAUAUGCUAAUGCGCUUCAAAAUGGCACUGUUGCUGCAAUUGUUGAUGAACGUCCUUAUAUUGAUCUCUUUCUCUCAGAUUACUGUAAAUUUGCCAUCAGAGGUCAAGAAUUCACUAGAUGCGGUUGGGGAUUUGCAUUUCCAAGAGACUCUCCUUUAGCAGUUGACAUGUCAACCGCGAUUCUUGGGCUAUCGGAAACUGGCGAGCUUCAGAAGAUCCAUGACCGAUGGCUUUCCAAAUCCAACUGCAGCAGCCCGCACGGGUCUCAGUCAGGGGACUCAGAACAGCUCAACGUGCAUAGCUUCUGGGGCAUGUUCCUUGUAGUUGGGAUCGCCUGUCUCGUCGCUCUCUUUAUCCACUUCUUUAAGAUAAUCCGCAACUUCUGCAAACAGACACCUGAAGAAGAAGAAGCUAUACCUUCACCCAAAAGUUCACCUUUAACAAAACUGCAGACUUUUCUAGCAUUUGUUGAUGAAAAGGAAGAAGAAACAAAGCGAAGGGUCAAGCGCAAAAGAAACAACGACCUUUCAAUGAAUGCAAGUAGUAUCUCAAGGAGCUUAUCUAGAAGAUCUAUAUGAAGAACGAAUAGUAUCUUAUGGUGCACAUCUAGAAGAUCAAUAUGAAGAAACAGAAGACUGUACUUAUGGUUUUGUUAAUCUGUACAUUUUAACACACACCUCAUUUGCAACCAAAAUGAGAUUUUGUUUAUAUGAAGA
Molecule: messenger RNA, 3107 nt
Organism: Capsella rubella
Lineage: Eukaryota; Viridiplantae; Streptophyta; Magnoliopsida; Brassicales; Brassicaceae
Product: glutamate receptor 3.1
Exons: 5
Coding region: 201-2969 (922 amino acids)
Cellular component (GO): plasma membrane
Molecular function (GO): signaling receptor activity; ligand-gated monoatomic ion channel activity
Source: RefSeq, a predicted model, not a curated record